Falco peregrinus (peregrine falcon) is the source of this 1876-nucleotide messenger RNA. RefSeq names its product membrane anchored junction protein (gene MAJIN). The coding region runs from base 562 to 1401 and encodes 279 amino acids. NCBI's taxonomy places the organism in Eukaryota, Metazoa, Chordata, Aves, Falconiformes, Falconidae. The record is from RefSeq and is a predicted model, not a curated record. Gene Ontology annotation, cellular component: nuclear inner membrane. The transcript has 11 exons. Gene Ontology annotation, molecular function: DNA binding. Gene Ontology annotation, biological process: meiotic attachment of telomere to nuclear envelope; homologous chromosome pairing at meiosis.
UCGCGGUCAUGGUCCGGCUCCGCCGGAGGCAAGGACGGGCGGCGGGGGCUUGUCUGCUUCAGCGGGGACGUGGGCAAUCCGGGGUCCCCGCUGGCCAGCAGCGGGUCUGAGGAGGCGGCAGCGGCGGCAUCUCCCUUCUCGGCAGGCCGGGGCGCUGGGCCGGUGCCCGAGGCGGGUCCCGGCCUUCCCCCAGCAGGCCCCGCUGGCCCUGGCCCCGGCCCCGACCAACCGCCCCGCGUGUGUGUGGAGAAACAAGGUGCUUCCGGCUGUACCCGCAGGGGCGGCAGGGGUCCGCAGCAGUCGGGGGUGUCCCUUGCAGUGGGGUCCGUCACGGGCUGGGACACAGUCCUGCCCGGGCUUGCUUGCCAGAACCCGGGGCCAGAGGCCUGCAAAGCUUCGGGGACCUUCACAGUGAAAUCUCCAGAGCAGCGCAGGUGAAGGCGGGGUGACCAUCAGCUCACGGUCUGUCCUGCUGAAAAAUGCCCUGCUUUACUGGAACGGCCACCUGAGUCAGCCUCUCUGUGACCUGUAGGAGAUACUGGCUGGCAUUCAGGGAGAAAGAUGUCAUUGAAACCAUUUACCUACCCAUUGCCUGAAACAAGGUUUCUUCAUGCAGGCAGGCUUGUAUACAAAUUUAAAAUCCGGUAUGGCAACUUCAGCAGUGCUCCUGAUCUCGACAACACUGAAAGUGCUGUCAAGGAGUUAGAGGAAGUAAUUCGAGUAAUCCUUGGAAAUCUUGAUGAUUUACAUCCAUUUUCUACAGACCACUUCACUGUCUUUCCAUAUUUGAGUAAAUGGGAGAGAGUAUCAAAGAUGAGGUUCAAACAUGAGAAUGUCCAUCUUGUGCCUUAUCCCUACAUUUGCAUUGUGUAUCUAGAACUGAACUCAUUUCAGCAAAACGUAUCUUGUGGUAAAGAAGUAAACAAGGGCAGUGAUGAAAUUGUCAAGAGAAGAAAUGAAGUGUCAGAAAGUAUCGCAGUGGAAGAAAUGGUGAAGAGGAGAAGAGUGGAAGUCAGAGCAGAGGUCUCAUGCCCACAGUCAAGUAUGGGUAGAGCUGGAGCCGAGUGUGUUCACUGUACAAGUAAAGCAAAGCAUGGAUUUGAAAUGAAUACCUCCAAAGAAAAUGACUGUGAGUUUAGUCCAGCAUCCCUUACUGUAGGCUGUAACCAAGUGAAUUUCUGGGGACCUGUAGAAUCUAACCUUGAACAAAGAACAGCAACCAGUCAGGCUGAGGGUACAGUGCAGCUGCUGCAGGAAAUGGACCAAAUGGUAAACAAAGGAAGCAAAGUGUCAGAGGGAAGAGGUCUCUCAAGCAAAGAGUCAGAAGGAAGAGGUCUCUCCAAGUUCUGGAGAAGCAUAAUCUUUUCGCCACUACAGCAUCUUUUUGGUGGCAAGAACUGACCUGGAAGUACUGACUGUUGUGGAAAGGUAAACUUGUAGCAUCAGUGUUGGGUUGUAUUGUUUCUUUUGUAAUUCAGCUUUUCACAUUGCUUGUCUCAGCUAUUAAAUGUUUUAAAUGAAAUUCUACUUUGUUUACAUUUUCAAAUUGAUGUUCCGAAAAUGUUGGGUUAGAAUGUCUUUUUCUUUACAACCUAGAGUUUUUGGAAAGAGGGCCACAAGCUUUAAGAUUCUGAUCCUCGAGUGUCAUGAAUCGGGCAUUUUACAUUAAAAGUCAUUAUAUAAGAUUCUAAUAAAACAAGCACCAACUUGGAACUGUGUGUUAUUUUAAUCAGUCUUACCCAGGCAGAAAACACUCUUUCCGUCCAAGAAGUAGAGGUUUCUAGUAUUAGAUGGACUCCUGUAGUAUGCUUCACAGCAUUAAAAAUGUCAGAAUUGGUGAAAGUAUUUUGGAUUAAAUUUUACCACUGGACUACAA